Messenger RNA from Scylla paramamosain (green mud crab), 1416 nucleotides. RefSeq lists its product as uncharacterized. The transcript is spliced from 3 exons. Bases 380 to 1354 code for a protein of 324 amino acids. Gene Ontology annotation, molecular function: zinc ion binding. The record is from RefSeq and is a predicted model, not a curated record. NCBI's taxonomy places the organism in Eukaryota, Metazoa, Arthropoda, Malacostraca, Decapoda, Portunidae.
ACACAGAAACCGCCACAAAAACACUACCUGACAACUCGACAUGUAAACAAAGCCACGUGGUCAGGUCAAAGAAAACUUCCUCUUUACAAGGCACACUAUACCAAACCUUUGCUGCCACAAUUAUUAUUGUUUGAGCCUCUAUUCAUAAAUUCAGAUGAUAUUCUUAAAAGAGCCUAUAAGUGUAUCAAGGCAGGCAAUCUGUAAUUUUCUACUGACCUCAAUGGAAGUAUACUAAUAUAUACUUGCAUUUUCAUGUACUAAACAACAGGCAAAUCCAUUUAAUGUAAAGAAAAUAUAAUUUUGUAUCAGAGACUUUAUUUUUGCGGUACGAUCACUAUCCUCGGGUACUUGGGCAGCGAGCAAACCAAAACACAGGACCAUGCUUACUCGACUACCCUGCACAAUGGAUACAUCACCGCCACAAUCAUGGACUACAACGGAAUUAAGAAAAUUCCUGAAAGAACGAGCUAUACCCUAUUCUGGAUAUAGUAAAGCAGUGCUGGUUGGCAUGGUCGAGAAGGCCAUCGCUAAUCCAGGCAUCACGGAAAUCACACAGCCCAGUGAUGUUGUGGUAGCUGGUAUUACAAGAAGAACAGUUUCUGUAAACGGAAAUGUAAUCUUAUUUCCCGAUCCACGUGUCAUAACCUCAUGGGAAAAAGACUUAACAUCCCUACCUCACCUGACGUCAGCCAAAUGCUUGGUGUAUCUCCUUUCUAAGGGAGGGUGGUCCUCAGAACGGGCUAUAUCAUAUGAAAAAGAAAGGGGAUAUCAGCUCUUCAUGGAGUCACACAUUGAUGAAGUAGAACUGAAUCAAGAAGACCACAACAUGACAUAUGUAUGGGCCUUGUGCAGGAGGCAGACUGCACAGUCUGAAAAGCCAUACCAAGUGUGGCUUUUACUGAACACCACUGGAACGAUUGAGACUGCUGGCUGCCAAUGCAUAGGAGAUGAUGGAAGUUGCAAGCACGUUGUGGCUCUAAUGUUUGCCAUAGAAGACUUUGUGUCACGUAGAGGGGAUCAUGCUUCAGCACCAACCUGCACUGAUCUUCCAUGUAUGUGGAACAAGCCUCGUCGCAACACCAAACAAAUAAAGGCAGUCGAUCUAGAUCACAGUGGUCAACCCAGCACCAUCUCUGUGGUCCGUCCCAGGUUUGGAUAUAACAAUUUCUUUCAGAAUGUGGUAUUCUCAGAGCUAAGCCACUACAUGUCAUCGCUGUGCCAUGUAGUCAAGCAAAAUGGGCUAUUUUAUUUAUUUUUUUUUAAUCCUAUGUGCAUACCGUUACCACUUCCGAGAAAGAAUUAUGUAGAAAAGUGUAUUCUAGUUCGUAUUUGCAUCUUAAUGUAUAUAGAAUGAGAUUCUAGGCAAAUUUGUUAUUGUUCCCUGUGUGAUGAAGAACCUCAUGCCUGGUGCUGCCA